AUGACAAGGCACCCAAAACAAAGCUCGGCCACGCUUACGGUUACGGCCACGACCGUGUCGCGCUCAACAGAGCCUGAGCCACAAGACGAUAACACACCACAUCCACACUUACGCAUCGAUGGAUCGCCUUUGAUAGGACUUCCAAACAACCCGGAUCCAUUACAGCGGCCGCACGCACGGGCCCGCGAUGUAUUGGCCUACCACCAGUUCCUCUUCAGGACCAUGCCCAACAUUUUCCCACCGGAGAGUCUUUCAUUCUGGAGAGACUAUAUUUGUCAAGAAGCGUGGGAAGUCGAAUACGUCUUUGAUGCCAUAGUCGCUCUCGGAUCCAUGCAUCGGGCAACUUUGCUGUUAUCACAGCAAAGCGAGAAUGACCGCCAUCGAGGUUUAGACACCAAGGUCAUCGCUAUUCGGGCGUAUGCAAACGCUUUGCAAGGUGUUUCAGAUAAUCUGGCUUGUGAUCAAAUCCCAAUGGCUCUUCUAUUGGGAGUACUUAUCCUCUUUGCAUACGUUGAGUGUUUCGACGGGAAUGUUCCUGCGACAAUGCGACAUAUCCAUAUGGCUCAGUAUUAUUCUCGGGCAAUGUGCUCUAAGAAUACCCAAGAAUCGGAACGAUUCAAGAAACCGAUCGAGCUAUGCCUUCAAGACUUAGAUCUCCUUCGUCGUGUUACCCUGCCGGAUCCAAAAGUGAUCAAAAUGAUUUAUCCGCUAUAUCGACAAGGUCAAAGUCCUAGUCUAUCUUUAUCAUCAUCUCAGGCGUCUCUGGACCCGUCACCGAGACUUAUGCUGCAACAGUUACUUGACAUUGGCUCUAUGGACGCCGAAAUCAAACAACUAACAUGGUGCGCAAUUGGAGUCAACCUGAGGCAGUUACCAGAGAGCAAACUUCUGGCCAUCAGUGAGAGACUGAAAUCAUGGAAAGACGCCUAUGCCGUCCUAUUCCACAGGUACGAGGUCGAUGAAGCAUUAUCAGACCCCGUAAACUUCAAUUUUGCGGCUUUGGACAAACUUUCCAUGCCCCCGGCACCUCACCUGCUUCUACCAAAAGACUACUGCCUCACUCUAGCAUUAUAUUCAUUCUACCGAGCGCGUCUGCUUUGGGCACUCAGCAUCCACAACCAUGGGGAAGGCAACCUCGAACUCGACGCCUAUCACUUUAUCUACCAGUUUCUACGAUUUGUCAAAACAGCCACAGACACUCCACCGACAAACUCCCAAGACAGUCCCUUAGGAUGCGAAGCCCUAAGAAUAGGGUUCUCGCCAAUGCUCUUCCUCGCUGCCCAAUCCUGCGCCAAACCAGCAUGGCUUCGCUGGAUAUCAUUCGAACUAGCUCGAGUCGGCCAAGAAGGCGUCUUCAAUAACAAAGCAUUCGCUUCAAGCCUCGAUGUCCUUUCGACUCUCGAGACGCGCGUCAAUAGAAACGCGGGACAGACUGGUAUCGAGCACUUCUCAUCACCGACUUCACGUGUCCUUUCUAUCAUUUUCCCUGAUAUGGAUGGACGGGCUUACGUCACAUACUACGGCCAAGUCAGCGAUAGAGAUGCAGAUGGUGGAAGCCUGUAUUCUCCAUUGUGUAUAGCGCGCUGGUCAGCUUCUGUCAAUGGGGGCAGACCUGUUGUGGACACGUUUGAUGGUGCUCAGGAGACGGUGUACAGUGAAUGGGUGUUGCAUCAGAAUCUGGUUAGGGAGUGGGUGCAAUGGUUGACUUUUUCGGAAUUUGAUCUGAAUCAGACGCUUCAUGAUCAUAUGAGCGGUAGUAGGCUUCUGCCUAAUCGUGAUGAAAUGGAUUGGUAA
Penicillium atrosanguineum is the source of this 1794-nucleotide messenger RNA. RefSeq names its product CAAX prenyl protease 1. Bases 1 to 1794 code for a protein of 597 amino acids. The record is from RefSeq and is a predicted model, not a curated record. The transcript is spliced from 2 exons. Lineage: Eukaryota; Fungi; Ascomycota; Eurotiomycetes; Eurotiales; Aspergillaceae.